ACAGCUGAAUCGAGCGAGAAUACAGUCGGUUUUACGCAUGGUUUUAGGCAACAUUAGUCGCACACUUCGCAAUCGCCAUGCUUAGUCGAAGAGUAGGGGUUGUUGGCCUGGGAUUUAUAAGUAGGCAGACAUUGCCUUAUUAUAAGUGGAAUCGAUGCAUAGCUUCCAAAAUAUGUACUUCUUCAUGUAAUCUUAAAAAAUGCAACAUAGAUCCACCGUCCGAGCUUUUUCAGCCUAUGAAUGUUCCUCACAAGUUGCUGACUGGGCCAGGGCCUUCAAAUUGUCCGCCUCGGGUGUUAGAAGCAUCAGCACUGCCGUUGUUGGGUCACUUGCAUGCAGAAUUUAUUCAGGUGCUGAUGUACGCUUAUUGGAAAAGCCUGCAGGGCAAAUUUUCACACCAGAGGAAGUGGCUCAGGCUGUGAAGGAACACAAACCAUGUGCAUUUUUCAUUACUCAAGGGGAAUCUUCAUCUGGACUACAUCAGCCUAUAGAGGGCUUUGGUGAAGUGUGUCAUGCACAUGAUUGUCUUCUGUUUGUUGACACUGUUGCCAGUUUAGGAGGGCUGCCCAUGUUUGCUGAUGACUGGGGCGUUGAUGUGAUUUAUACAGGAUCUCAAAAGGUGCUUGGAUGCCCACCAGGCACAGCGCCAAUAUCAUUCAGUCAAAAAGCAUGUGAGAAGCUUGCAUCUAGAAAGACCAAAGUGCUAUCAUAUUAUUUUGACAUGAAUGAACUAGGAAACUACUGGGGAGCUGAUGACCAACCAAGAAGGUAUCACCAUACUGGACCAAUAAGCAACUUUUACACUUUAAGAGAAGGCCUGGCUAUGUUGGUUGAAGAGCAAAUAUAUUUUUUGGAGGCCGAAGAGAAAAAGACCAAGUUAGCUUUGACAAAAUUCGGCCCUCAUGGGACACAAAUACAUUUUUCUUCAUUUUUACGCACAAUACUGUUUUUCGUCAAGUCUCUGAGGUUACCAACAGUGACAGCAGUAGAGGUUCCUGAUGGUGUCAACUGGAAAGAAGUUACUGAUUACAUAAUGAAAAAGUACAAAAUUGAAAUAUCUGGAGGCCUUGGAGAGACAGCUGGCAAGAUUUGGAGGAUCGGAUUGAUGGGGUACAACUGUAAUGAAGAGAAUGUAACUCGGAUUGUCAACGCACUCGAUGAUGCUCUCACCACACUUCACAAAUAAUUCCCAUUAUUCAUCCCUUUUUGUUCCUAUUGAGUUAUCUUAGCAUCACUCACUAGGUCUGUGCAUCUUUUGUUUUUUUUUAAGCAUGCAAACUUGUAAACCAAAUAUGUAUAUGGUCAGCAGCUGGCUGCAGUAGGUUACAACAGGCCCCAGUGCAAGGAAAUUGCCAGACACAGAAGUAAAGCAUCAACCGAUUGCCAUAGUUCAAAAUUCUGGUUUAAGUGACUGAGUUUUGGCCAUUUUAAUUUCUUACCUAAAUGAUUGCACAUUAUGUUAGUGAUGAUAUUUAGCAAGUGCCCUUUUACCACUCAGUAGAUCUGUGCUUUUGUCACAAAGGGAUUUUUUUAGUGGCAUUUUUUUAUAUAGAGUGUAUACAAAAAAAUAUAUACAGUAAUGGUGUUUGCUAUACACUGUAUUUUUGAGAGAUUUAAUUACUGCUGCCUUCCCAGAGACUGGAUUUGUAUAUUAAUCAUUAUGCGAUUACGAAGCAAGUUGCUAAGAUAUAGCAUUAAUUAUGUCAUUAAAAGUGUACUUUUAUAAUUGUUCUUUAAAUAAUAAAUAAUAAUACAGUAGUGAUAAUGAUGCUGUUGAUAAUUAUGGUUCUCCUAUUAAUAAUGAUAAUAAUAUUGAUGAUGAUGAUGAUGAUGAUAAUUAUUUGUAAUGAUAUCUGUAAUACAAAAAAGCAUAGAUAUAUAAAUUGACAUUCCUACCAUAUUUAAAAAUUCAAGAAGAUAGUGAUGAUAGAUAUAUAUUUUUUGGCCUUAACUAGUAUAUAAUGCUUGGCCUAUAUACCUUUAACAUUUAUGUAGGCUACACAUUCCCAACUUUCUUGGGAGUAUUACAGUUUGGCAGGUCAGUUGGUCAGAGUGCUUUAGUACUUUGCCAGUCCUUAACGAUAGGUGCCAAUUUUUACAGUUCUCUUUUUUGUCUGAUUGUGCUUACUGUUAUGUUGUGCAUCAGCCUGAUUGUAUAUUUGGUUUUUGUUUUCAUGUAUCAAAAAAAGUUUGAAUAAAGAAUGUAAUAUAAUAAACUUUAAUAUAACAUA
Messenger RNA from Anneissia japonica, 2231 nucleotides. Its product is annotated as serine--pyruvate aminotransferase-like. The record is from RefSeq and is a predicted model, not a curated record. NCBI's taxonomy places the organism in Eukaryota, Metazoa, Echinodermata, Crinoidea, Comatulida, Comatulidae. Gene Ontology annotation, cellular component: peroxisome. Gene Ontology annotation, molecular function: L-alanine:glyoxylate transaminase activity; L-serine:pyruvate transaminase activity.